CAGCUUUGCUUCGCUUCUCAGCGAAGCCUUCGCUUCAGUCUCAGCGCGGGAAAAUGCUCAAGUUUGAAUUUUAACAAUCCUUUCAAGAAAUAUCAGAGGGGCAGAUCGAGUGAUAAUUUCUGCAGGAAUCCUGAAUGAAGGAAGACAUAAUAAGCUUCGAUGAUCUUCAUCUCAGGUUUUCUACUUUUCUUGUAUCUGCGUCUCCAUUAAUGAAGUUCACCGUUGAAUCUGGUUUCAUCUUUUUAGCCAGAAUGUGAACAGUUUUCGUGGAUAAUAUUGGAGAUGAGGAGUUCCAUCUGUUGAAGAUCGAAUUUAUGUUAUGAACCAGUUCUAUUUUCGAUUUCAGGAAUCCUGAAUGAAGGAAGAAAUAAGCUUCGAUGAUCUUCGUUUUUAGGUUGAGGAGUUCCAUCUGUUGAAGAUCGAAUUUAUGUUAUGAACCAGUUCUAUUUUCGAUUUCAGGAAUCCUGAAUGAAGGAAGAAAUAAGCUUCGAUGAUCUUCGUUUUUAGGUUGAGGAGUUCCAUCUGUUGAAGAUCGAAUUUAUGUUAUGAACCAGUUCUAUUUUCGAUUUCAGGAAUCCUGAAUGAAGGAAGAAAUAAGCUUCGAUGAUCUUCGUUUUUAGGUUUUCUACUUUUCUUGCAUCCACUGAAUUUGUUAUUUGUAUUUUUGUUCUCCUAUCAUUUGAAUAUAAUGUUGGGAAUCAGUUCGAUUCUGGACUUGUAGGAUCCUGAAUGAAGGAAGAAAGCUUGGUGAUCUUCGUCUCCAUUAGCGAAGUUCGCCUUGUGACUUGUGCGAGACAUUGAAUCUGGUUGCUAUUUCUAGCCAGAAUUUGGAUAGUUUUUGUGCAUAAAAAUUGGAGAUGAAGAGUCCCAUCGGGUGAAUCACUGUUUGGGAUUUUUAUGUGUCGACGCAAGAAAACCUUGUCCACACAAGAAACUGAACUUACCAACCUAGCUCUAUCCCUCUCUCCAAAGAAGCUUGAGGCCGUGGUUGUGCCACGUACAUCGCCUGGAAUAAAGAGGAAACCAUUGGAGCGAAAAUAACGAAGACUUUCUGGCAUAUUUUCCUCGAAGGUAGAAGAGAUUUGUGUGUUUUUUGAUGUGUGUGAGGGAAGCCAAAAUAAAAGUUGGGAUUUUGUGAGGCUGACACGAGCCCUGUUGGUGAAGCUUGAAAGCAAUCCAAGCUCUGAUUGUUUGUGUGGGUCUCUUCUCAAGCCAGUAACAGGAGAUCACCUCAAGCCUUAAGGAGAUGAUUGUGUUUGAUUUCUGAAACUGAAGUCGGUGGACUGGUGUGGUUUUCUUUUGCCUGGAGAAAUCUAAGGUUGAGAUGUUGUUGGUUGUGAUUCUCAAGUGUGAGUUUUUUCAGUUCAAAAUGGUGAUUUUAGAAAUGAGAGUUUGUGUCAGAUGUCGAAGCUUUAUUCAGUUACUUCAUGGCGGCGUUUCCUCUGGCAUUGGAGCUGCCAUAGGUUGAUAGUGAUGGAGGGUUCGUCGGAGUCUCGUUGGGAGAAGUCUGAUAGUUCUAGGGGAUUAAAUGCUUGUGUCGUGUCCAGUGGGAGUCUUGGGUUAGUUCACACUAACAGGUUUGGCGUCGCAGGUGAUGAGAAAGAGACAGAUUGGGUUGGUUCUCCUGGUGUCUAUGUAGAUGCGGAGGCUGCGGGAGAUGUUGGUUAUCAUGCAUUAGGACGGGGUGAUGUUAGCUUGAGACAAUGGUUGGAUAAACCAGACCGAUCUGUUGACAUCUCAGAAUGCUUACAUAUCUUCAAGCAGAUUGUGGAUACUGUGAACCUGGCACAUAAGCAAGGUGUUGUUGUUCGUAAUGUGUGCCCAUCUUGCUUCGUCAUUUCCUCAUUCAACAACAUCUCCUUCAUUGAGUCUGCUUCAUGUUCCAGCUCAGGUUCUGAUUCAUACGGCAAUGCCCUGAACAACCAAACUCUAGGGGGACUGAACUGCUCUUCACCUUCACCCCAGGACUUGCCUUGUCGUGGAGGCAGGAUCGCUGCUUUCCCUAGGGUAUCGGAAACCAGUUGUUUGCCGUCAGGUUCAGCGUAUCUGACACGUCUAUCAUCAAUAGAAAAUAUAGAAGGAAAUAAAAUAGAAGGUACUAGGAAAUUUGAAGAUGCAGAAGAAAAUAGGAAGACCUUCCCACUAAAGCAGAUAUUGCUUAUGGAGGCCAACUGGUACACUAGUCCUGAAGAAGAUGCUGGGGCUUCAAGUUCUUUUUCGUCGGAUAUUUAUCAACUGGGGACUCUUCUUUUUGAGUUAUUCUGUCCGUUUGGCUCGAUGGAAGAAAAGAUCAGAACAAUGUCCAAUCUCCGACAUCGAGUUCUACCCCCUCAGUUGCUGUUGAAAUGGCCAAAAGAAGCUUCCUUUUGUCUUUGGUUAUUGCACCCUCAGCCAAGUACUAGGCCGAAUAUGAGUGACCUUUUACAAAGUGAGUUCCUCAAUGAACCAAGGGAUGAUUUGGAAGAACAUCAAGCAGCUAUAAGUCUCAGAGAGCAAAUUAAAGAACAGGACUUGGUAUUGGAAUUCCUGUUGCAGAUGCAACAAAGAAAACAAGAAGCUGUUGAUAAAUUGCGCCAUACCAUUUUCUGUCUAUCUUCUGAUAUUGAAGAAGUUCUAAAGCAGCAAAGCAUCCUGAAGAAAAAGGGGGACUUGUACGCCAAACCAAACAAGGAUGAUAAUUCAGCGUUGGAAAUGGUAGUUCACCCAUCACUGAAUCUUUCCAGAGAUGAGGGGCCAGCUGCUCUGGGUUCCAGGAAACAUUUCAGACCAGGGUUUCAGGUUUCUGAUGAAGAGGAACUUAAUGAGAACCAAGGUGCUGCUCAGAUGCCAGAAUACCUUGAAGCUAUACUAUCCAAAAAUUCUCGAUUGAUGAAGAACUUUAAAAAACUGGAGGCUGCUUUUCCACAUAAUAGAUGCUCACCAAUGAGUAGUGGUGGAAAGGGAUCAAUUGUUGUAACUGAAGGAAGCUCUGUUGAUAAUCAAGGUUCGAAGGAUGGUUUUGGUGAAGAUCGAAAAAGUGGAUGGAUAAAUCCAUUCCUUGAGGGUUUGUGCAAGUAUCUAUCAUUCAGCAAGUUAAAAGUUAGGGCAAACCUGAAGCAAGGGGACCUGCUAAAUUCUUCCAACCUUGUGUGCUCUUUGAGUUUUGAUCGUGACGGAGAAUUCUUCGCUACAGCUGGUGUAAAUAAGAAAAUUAAAAUUUUUGAAAGUGACAUGAUUCUAAAUGAAGACCAUGACAUUCAUUAUCCUGUUAUUGAGAUGGCUAGUAGAUCAAAACUUGGCAGUAUAUGUUGGAAUCGUUAUAUCAAAAGCCAGAUUGCUUCAAGUGAUUUUGAUGGUAUUGUGCAGGUUUGGGAUGUUACAAGAGGUCAAGUAUUUAUGGAAAUGAGGGAGCAUGAGAAACGUGUAUGGUCUGUAGACUUUUCUUUAGCAGAUCCGACAAAGUUGGCCAGUGGAAGUGAUGAUGGUUCUGUUAAGCUAUGGAAUAUUAAUCAGAGAGGAAGUGCCAGUACCAUUAAAGCAAAGGCCAACAUCUGCAGUGUUCAGUUCCCUCCCAAUUCUGCACAUUCGGUUGCAAUAGGUACUGCAGAUCAUAAUAUCUAUUACUAUGAUCUUCGAAGCAUAAGAGUCCCUCUGUACACAUUAGUUGGUCACAGAAAGACUGUGAGCUAUGUGAAAUUUGUAGAUUCGACCACUCUUGUUUCUGCAUCCACUGAUAACACACUGAAGCUUUGGGAUUUAUCAACAUGCAUGUCUCGGGUGCUAGACAGUCCACUCCAAACCUUCACAGGGCAUACAAAUAUGAAGAAUUUUGUGGGCCUUUCUGUAUCUGAUGGGUACAUUGCGACAGGCUCAGAAACAAAUGAGGUUUUCAUCUACCACAAAGCUUUCCCAAUGCCAGUGUUAUCAUUCAAAUUUGGCAGUAAGGACCCAUUGUUUGGCCAUGAAGUUGAUGAUGCCACCCAAUUCAUAUCCUCUGUGUGUUGGCGUGGUCAGACCUCCACACUUGUUGCAGCCAAUUCCACUGGUAAUAUCAAACUGUUGGAGAUGGUCUGAUUUGUUUUCUAUGGGAAAUUCUUAAUGUCCCAACAAAGAAGAGAUUAAAAAAAAAAAAAAAGACUCAGAUGUCGAGGAGUUCCUGAAUUGAAGGAUAAAACGUAAAGAAGGAGCUUUGAAUCGGAGUCCUUGUAACUAGGAUUCAGGCAGCAAUUUAGAAGGUAUGAUGGAGAGACCAAAUGAUACCACUUUCUAUCACAUUUUGGCAUUUGAUCUCUACUGUAAGCAUUAUGGCUGUUGAGAGGAAAGAAGGGGAGGGUGCUACAUUUUAACUAGUGACUGUUGAAAGUAGGAUAGAAUGGGGAAAGAAAUGAAAGAGGAAGAGAUUGUAUAUGUAUAUCAAGUGAUGCUUGUGUAAUCACCAUAGUUAUAAUAAUAAUUUGAGGUGAUUUUCUAAUGCA
Molecule: messenger RNA, 4454 nt
Organism: Macadamia integrifolia
Lineage: Eukaryota; Viridiplantae; Streptophyta; Magnoliopsida; Proteales; Proteaceae
Product: protein SPA1-RELATED 4-like
Biological process (GO): photomorphogenesis; protein phosphorylation
Molecular function (GO): protein binding; ATP binding; protein kinase activity
Source: RefSeq, a predicted model, not a curated record